Molecule: messenger RNA, 6126 nt
Organism: Amoebophrya sp. A120
Lineage: Eukaryota; Dinophyceae; Syndiniales; Amoebophryaceae
Source: the annotation of a GenBank genome assembly
CUCACACCGACACCCCUGACAGCCCAAAACGUUCCUCAUCUUUUCGAAGUGAAGAUUUUUUUUGGUGCUUUUCCUCCUGGAUGACUCUUUAUUGAUUGUUUUAAUGUACUAAACUGUUCUUUUGUCCUUCCUGUAGCCCAGGGCAUUUUUGUAUUUUUCGUUUUUCAUGUACAAAUUUUAACGCCUUUCAUCUGUACAAACCAUUUUCAUUUUCAUUCGGACACUUUAUUUCAUUUCCAAACAACUUGAACUUUGCAAUUGCUUUAUUUCGCUACGUCGCUAUUGCUUUUCGUCUCUUUCCCCUGAGAGGACAAAAGCUUCCGCCGAAAAUGUUGGUCCGGGCUACAGCAUUCGUCUUUUCCGCGCUCGUUCGCCUGGUCAACGCGGACUUGCCGAUUGCCUGCAACCACUUUAACAUGAUCGGUUCCUGGGACUUCACCUUUGGCUUGUACGAUGGCGAGAACUGCGGCUGGCAGAGCCCCAACAAGCCCGGCGGACACGACCACUUGACACCAGGUAAAGAGCAAAAGCACGGCGCAUUCAUCUUCUCGUCGCUAUUUUUUCAGGACAUGUAUGUAGUCUUUUUCUUCUACCAGCAUGAAGUUGUUAUCUGUCAUGCCAUUGUUGGACCCUCACUGUUGUCAAAUGCUAUCGAAAAUAAACGCAAUCCAGGUCCUUCCACGAAGAAAGCGAUUCAUCAGACCUACCUCACGGAGAAAUUUGUCCCCUUCGGCGUGAUGUCCGCCGUGAUGACGGACUGGCACAUGCAGCCCGAGAAGUUCACGGACAUGCAGGGGAAUCCGAUGAGCGAGGAGAUGAUGAAGAAGUGGAAGUUUUCCAGCAACGCGUUGGGUGAGUGGACGAUGGUGUACAACCAGGGUUUCGCGGUAACCAUGCAAGACAGCAGUUCUACGGAGAUCCACACGCUAUACGCCCCGUCCAAGUACGUGCUGGAGCCUGGCGUUGACGCCUUUGGCAACGACAUGGUCAAGAACGCGAAAAUCUCGCAUUGUGGUAAGGAUUUUGAUUCUACGAUUCGAGGCGUGAUUCAUUUUUGAAAUUAUUUAUUUCCAUCGGGUUCGUCCGACGUUCAUUAUUUCAUUGAUUCUCAAGCUACACUGCUGCGAAUAAUCGAAAAUAUAAAUAAUCCAGACUGGACCCUUCUUGGGCACUGGAGCACUUUGACGCCGUACGGGCUGGGUGAGAAGUCCAUAGUGGUUCCGAAGGGGAAGUCCAUGUGCUACUACGGGCACCGCACGGGCGGUAUCCCGGACGACUUCGUUCCCCGGCACCGGGCCCCCACCGGCACCCCCGUGGAGGCCCCGGCGGAGCUGGCCAGCCCGAACGCGGAGCAGCAGACGUACAUCGCCGCGAUGCGGGAGACGGAGGGGAAGUUGAAGACCAAGCUGAAGGGGCUGAAGAAGGACCUGGACGGCCUGGUGGCCCACCACCACGAACUGGUUGCGGAGCUCCGCACGGACUCCACGCAGAAGCUGCUCGAGUGGGACCGGGACGAGACCGAAAAGGCGAAGGAGAGCCUGCAAAAGAUCAAGUCCAUGCCGGCGAAUUCGGCUGCGCGCAAGUCGCUGGAGGACAGCGAGAACGCGCGGCGGUCGGAGGCGGCCACGGAACGGCGCAAGCGCGAAUUGACGAUUCAGACGCAAAUCGCGGAUUUGCAGCGGAGCCGCGAGGAGGCGGUGGCCCUGUCCGUCGACACGUCGCGGCUGGAGCACAGCCUCAACACGAAGUUGCGGAAGGACAUGCUCCGCGAGGCCCGGCAGGUGCAGGAGUCGGACGAGGUGAACGCGCGCGCGAAGGAGGUUUCGCAGGAGAAGCAGGGCAUCGUGUCGCGCAGCGCCACGGCUGUGUACAACUACAUCAGCGCGGGCGCCAGCUACCUGACCCCGAAGUGGCUCAGCGACCGGAUCUCGCCCGGCAACGACCCGGAGGCCUACACGCUGGAGUCCAGCUCCUGGGCGGGCUACAGCGUCGCGGUGCUGCGAGUCGCCCUGCCGUUCCUGAUGUUCAUCCUCGCAUGGGUGUUCAUCUUCCACGGCAGCUACAAGCUCUGGGACAUCAGCGACCAGGCCAACCCCGGACAGGACAACGCGCCGUCCUCGUCGAACCGCCAGCUCAAGUCCGUCGCGCUCACAACCUCCGAGGAAGACGACGGAGCGGAUUCCGGUGCGCGGAGGCGAAGCGUACAAGAUGAUUUUUACUGAAAGUGGAGUACACAUUUUGAGUUCGAUUUGCAUUUAUUUGGAACAAUUUCUCCAAAGUAGUUUUCGAAAAGGCAUCCGUAAUUCAGGUCCAGAACACAAUCAAACCCAAUGAUCAUAUUGAAUCCUCAUUAAAUCCCCACUUUAGGGCGCGCAGAACGACAACGAGGACCCGGAUGAGCCGACGACCAAGCUGUUGGUUGACAAGGAUGUUGUCGACGCGCCGACCCAACCACUCACCCCUGCUACGUUGAAGCCCGGCAACAAGGUUGGCAUGUACCCGUCCAUUUUCUCCGAGAAGAGUCGCGCCCGAUUUUACAUCGGAACCGGAGUGCUCCUCCUCGCUGGCUGCUACACGGUGGCGUUCGUGAUGCCCAGCGGCCCGCACGCCCUCGCGAAGCAGGCCGCCGCUGCAACGAGUACCAGCACCUCCGCGAAGCACCAAACCACCACCGAGCACGUGAUCAACCAGGAGAUCGCGGAGAUCGACGAGCAGAUGAAAAUGUUGAACGAGCAGCUCGCCGUCCUGAAGUCCACCACUCCGGACGUGGAGCAGCAGCUCGCGCAGGAGCAGUUGCAACUGCAGUCGGAGCAGAACGUCGCGGAGCGCCAGCGGGAGUUGGACGAGUUGUCGAACCAAGAAGCGACGCUGCGGAAGUCGAUCAAGGAGGUCCACACGGACCUGGUCGACCAGCACGAAAAGCUGAAGGAGGCGGAGCACAAGGUGCGGUUCCAGCUGAUGAACGAGGAAGAACUGCAGAAGUUCCUGCAGGACCGCAGCAAGCACCUGGGCAUCGAGUUGCACGAGCACUCCGACGUGGAAAAGCUGAUCGAGUCGAACGAGGCGCGCCGCAAGAACGCCGUGGACCCGGUCGCCGGGCUGUACGGGUUUUCCACGGGGCAGAACCUGGGGCCGGCCGAAAACCACGCGUCAGAGGAGAUCAACGACAUUGCCCACCAGCUGAAAGUGGACCCCUCGCAGCUCACCCCCGACGAGAUCGGCGAGAUCUGGGGCCCCCGCGCCGGCGAGAUGCUCCGGUUCUACAGCGACGGCCGCACGUUCGAGCUGCAGCACGAGGACGGCACGCGCACGCCGAUCAAGUACGACGACUGGCGCGACACGGAGAAGUACUUUGACUUUCGCAAACUGGUGCUGACCAUCAACGGCAAGGAGUACAGCGAUUUCUCCAUCCCCGCCAUGGAACAGGGCUCCUGCGGAAACUGCUACGCGGCCGCGGCCUCCAACAUGUACACCACGCGCCUCAUCUUCAAGUACCCCGAGCUGAAGGAGCAGUGGGCGGGCGACAACGGCAAGGUGGAAGAGGUGAUCUCCCUGGACCAGCAGACCGAGUGCAACUGGCUCAACGAGGGCUGCGACGGCGGCUACCCCUGGCUCUCGCACAUGUGGGGUUCGCAGCACGACCUGGUCACCAAAUCCUGCUGGUCGUCCCUCAGCGGCGAAGGCGUGCAGAAGUGCGCGAAGAUCCGCAGCCACCAAGACAUGCAGGAGUCGCAAGAGUGCGCGCAGCGGGCGCACUUUCGGUAUUCUCGUUGCUUAUUACAAAAAUAGUAAUAGUUGAAUUUUGGCGAAAAAUAGGUGAAGUUUGCUUGGAAAUAGUUGACCCGCACCAUGUAUAGGCGAAGCCUACCUCAAAUUUUGCCAAAAUAGUUGACUAUUGGUUGAAAAUCGUUGAGUUUCGUCCGUACAUAGUUGAUCACUCACUGAAAAUAGUUGAAUUUUGCCCGCAAAUAAUUGAUGGUUCUUGUCGUUAUCUCAAAAUAUUUGAAUUUUGUCCGCAAAUAGUUAGAUUUUGGGCGGAAAUAGUUGAAUUUUGGCCGGAAAUAGUUGAAUUUCGGCUGCAAAUAGUUGAAUGUUAUAUAUCCGGAAAUAGGUGAAUGUUGUUGGUUCGAAAAUAGUUGAAUGUCUUCCGAAAAUAGUUGAAUGUUGUCCGAAAAUAGUGGAAACAAACGAAACGCGAACCACCUUCCAAACACAGGAUUGCCAACUGGCGGUACAUCGGAUCCGCCUUGGGACGGUGCGGGCACCACAACAUGUGCGAGCGGCUGAUGCGCGAGGAGGUGUUCAAGGGCGGCCCGAUCACGGCGGCGAUGGAGCCUCGCGGCAACGACUACUCGCUGUUUCAGUUCUACAAGGGCGGAAUUCUGCACGAAGUUCCCGAGAUGGAAACCAAGGACGGGGAACUGAUGAAGGUCUACCCUCCGGACAACAAAGCUGACUGCGACAAGACCACCUGCUUCACCUUUCGCAAGCUGGACCACGCGCUGCUGAUUGUCGGGUAAAUUUAUGUGGCUAAUAUUUUUUCAUUUUCUCCUUCCACGUUGUCAGGAUUUUGCAUAGGUGGGUCUUUCUUAUCGCCUUUUGCAUACUCAAAUUUUCGGAGAAAUGGUAUGAAUAUACAAGUAUGCUCGAAACUAACGGUCAAUUAUGCAGGAAGUAGCGGUAUGAUACAUGUUCGAAAGAAAACGCAAUGAAUCAUAAACAGUUGGGGCGUCGACGAGGGGGAGACUUCCUGUUUCUACCGCGGCGGGCAGAACGAUGGGCGCCACAUGUGCGCGAAGCUGACCACGCAGGCGGCGUGCGAGGCCCAGGACACCAUGUGCCGGUGGGGCGGCUACCCGUACUGGAUCCUGCAGAACUCCUGGGGCGAUUCCUACGGUGAGAACGGGUACCUGCGGGUGGGACCCCGGGGCGGAAACCCCUGGAUGCUGGAGGCCAUGUCGACCGUGGCGGACAUGGUGGACGAGCAGGAGAUUGCGAAGCGCGCACACCAGAACGUGGAUGCCCUGUUCAUCGAGAAAAACGUGGGCGUCGGCAUCGCAAACACGGACGGGCUGAAGGAGGCCCAUUCUGACACGGCCAUUGUCGAUCGCCGCGAACAGGACGAUAAGUGAGAGCACAGUGAGGAAAUUUGUUAUACCGGCAGAGGACAGCGACAAUCAUGAACAUCGUCACUGUUAUUCCGAGGCAAUCGGUGGAAAUCUCGAGUUUUCCAGCCUUGCAUUCGCGGGGGGCGUUCGGAAAAAAUUUGUUUUCAUGACAACUUCGAGGAGGAGGAGUUGGUUUUUCAAUUUAGUAACUAUGCCUAUCAGACGCAUUUUCAAUUUUUUUAUUCGGUAACUAUUACAGCAAACACUUUCAUUCUUACGUACUAGUAUCUCCUUUCGCUUUAGAGUUGCAGCUUUUCACUAGUUGCACCUUGUUCAGCACUUCUGGUUUUUGCAUUUCAUUUCCAUCUUCUGCUUUACAUUUUUCACUAUUUUUCCCGUCAGCAUUCAGACUGCUUCCCUCAGUCGUACUUUACGCGCGCUCGCUCUCUCUCUGUCUCUAAAAGCGUCGGAAGUACGCUUACACUGUUGCACAGCUAUCGUUGAACAGCUAGGAGAAGCAGACUUUCAACAUCAUCCGUGCAGAAAAAUUAAAAGACUCCACUUUCGCUUUACAUGUACCAAAUUUAAUUCGUCUUCCAAGAAUAUAGAAUUGAAUCGAUCUACUCAGGCCACCGCACUUACACCAACUGGUGCUCGGAAAGUGAAAUAUGUUUCGCUCUCUUUCGUGCAUGCACUACUACAUACUAUUGAUUCAGAAUGAUUCAACUGUGCCAGCGGAGCAGGUAGAUCUGGGACACGUUGUACGAAUAGCAGCUAAGUGGCGAUGUAGAAUUCGAUUUGACGCAAAUAAAUCCAAAGUUUUUGCAUUUGAAAAAAACUGUAGCUAUGUUGGUCUUUUAUGUGCUCGUACUUGUACCAUCUUUUCGAAAUCGACCGCCGUCAGUUGUGAUCAUGUUGUCCUGUACAGAGAGACCACCGCGGCUUUGACCUGACAGGCGAAGGAUUUUCGAUGAGCAAUCUUGGAUAAGAGCAAAAAGAAAGCUGCAGCCAUAAAGAU